AUGGCACCGCCGCAUGUGACAGACCUGCUCCCGCGCUCAGUCAUCGACGGCAUGUCGCGGCGGGCGAGCGGAUUUAGUUCCGGAGUGCGCUGUCAGCGGUAUCCCUGUGGCCGAUACCAGGGUAAAUGGCUGGGCCUGCAGCCGCACGGGUUUGGAGUGAAGCAAACGAGCAGUGGACUUGUCUACGAGGGUCACUGGCAGCGGGGUCAACGGCAUGGCACUGGCACGCUGCGUCGCAAGGAGCCCGAUGGCCGCACUGAACGCAUCUACGUGGGUCAGUGGCGGGCGGACAAGCGGUGCGGCGAGGGCAAGCAGUUCUUUCCGGACGGAUCCGUCUACUUUGGCCAGUGGGUGGCGGACCAGCGAAGUGGCGAGGGCAUCUUGUGGCAGGCGGAUGGCGGCAUCUAUGUGGGCGAGUGGCUCCUGGACAAAAUGCACGGAAAGGGUUUACUUAUCACGGCAACUGGGAAUCGCUACGUGGGUCAAUUUGAAGGAGGCUGCAAAUCAGGCUCUGGUGUUUUCUACCAUGGCACCAAUGGCCAGCGAGCUCAGCGCGGAUUUUGGAGCAAGGACAUUUGUAUAACGUCACUACUGUCUUUGCCAACCGAAGGAAAUAUUUAGUUUUUUGUAACACUUACACACAAUAUAUAUUUAAAUUUAAAGACAUUUUCAGUAAGAAUAAAUAUGAACUAAGAAGACUGCAGUACUAUCUAAUCAGUGCCGGUGACGUCUGCGUGUGCUAAUGGACUCCGUUUCAGGAGCCUGUGCUUCGGACACCUGACGCCUCGUUCGCCUGGCUGAAAGAGUCGCCGUCUUUGGUGUCUCUACUGGUUGGCGCACCCGAGCUCUGGUGCUCCGUGCACUCAUCGUUGUUGCUGGCGUAUCUACUAUCUCCAAGCUAUUAUCCAAUGUUAGGACUUUACAGGCUUUGGACGUGGGCUUGGGCUUAGUUUUUUCUCUACUUUUUGGUUGGUUCUUUUUUGUGGGCACUGAUGGUAAAUCGUCGUCGUCGCUUAUCUCGAUCGCUUGGCAGGCAUUCAGAUCCAC
Molecule: messenger RNA, 1047 nt
Organism: Drosophila yakuba
Lineage: Eukaryota; Metazoa; Arthropoda; Insecta; Diptera; Drosophilidae
Product: MORN repeat-containing protein 3
Exons: 2
Coding region: 1-621 (206 amino acids)
Source: RefSeq, a predicted model, not a curated record